ACCUCCCAGUCCUUCCAGUGCACGGGCAGCAGUGCGCGCCCCCCGCGGCAGAGGACCCCGCUGCUGUGCACCGUGAACGCGCCUCUCGUCCAUGCGGCGUGGAUAAAGAAAGAAGCAAGCCGGAGAUAGACGGACAGGAAGCCAAAGCGGGGCGCUCAGGCCGGGCUGCUCCCCUCCUCUGAAGCCGGUCCAGGUGUCCGGAGGUCCGGUUCUGCUGCUCGGCUCCUCCGCUCUUUGUCCGCCCGCUGCACAACGACACUGGGGCCGGUGUGUCUGCUGAGGACGCUGCACCGGAGGCGGAUCGGUAGUUGAACGGACUGGUGGAGCAGAGUUUCCCUCAGUGAUGAGAUCUGCUGGAUUUUAUCACCUUUUGUUCGGGAAUCAGCGCUAAUUAGCGACUCAUUCAGCCUCAGGGAGCCCGGGCUGGUGUCAGGGUCCCGGCUGGAGGUUCGGCUCCUCCUCGGAGGGUUUACCAGGCGGAAUAUUUAAUUUUUAUUCUCAUUGUUACAACAUCUGACUGUGAGGAGCGUCUGCGGAGCUCCGUCUAUUGUGUGGAGAGUCUGUCCCGGUCCUCCUCCCCGGUCCUCCCCGGUCCAGCAGCACCAUGCCGGAGUGUGUAUCUGUGUGUGAGUUCGUGCAGGAGGUCCAGGAGGACUGGAGCUCUCCCACCACCUCCUCCUUCACCUCCAAGAUGAUCAGCUGCAGGAACACCGUCUACCUGCUGGAGGAGGUUCUGGACAGCGACCGGUUGGUGCUGCAGAAGAUGAAGAAAGCUGCGAAAGCCAAAUACACAUCAGGACAAGAUCACGUUUCUCACCUGGAGCAGUACAUCAACUCCAUGGAGAAGCUGUCGGUCAACUGCCACUCAAACGGAGAGACGGAGGUCGGAUCCGCCUUCUGCCGCCUGGCCGACUUUUCCAAAGAGCUGCUGUCGCCCAUGAAGAACCUGUUAAAGAGCAUGCUGCACAACAUCAACUUCUUCCUGGACUCUGUGGUUAAAGGAGACCUGCGGGAGGUGAAGGGGGAUCUGAAGAAGCCUUUCGACAGAGCCUGGAGAGACUAUGAGAGCAGAUUUAAGCAGGUGGAGAAGGAGAAGAGGGAGCUGGCUCGGCAGUAUGGGAUGGUGAGGAGCGAGGUCAGUGGAGGAGAAAUCGCCGAGGAGCUUGAGAAGGAGAGGCGCUCCUUCCAACUGAGCAUGUGCGAGUAUCUGAUUAAGGUGAACGAGAUCAAGACGAAGCGAGGCGUCGACCUGCUGCAGAACCUCAUCAAACACUACCACAGCCACAACAAUUUCCUGCAGGAGUGUGUUUCCACCACUCAGAGGCUGAAGCAGUACAUGGAAGAGCUGAAUGGAGUCCUGACCACAGUGAAGCAGCGUCAGGAGGAAGAGAAGAAGCAGCUUUGUGCCCUCAGAGAUCAACUGAGGCCCGUUGUCCAACCAGAGCAGGACUCGUUGCCGAAGCAGGUGUACAGCAUGCAUCAGCUGCUGGGAGAUAAACAGUACGGAACAGAGAGGUCAGGGUUCCUCUACAAGAAGAGUGACGGGUUGAGGAAAAUGUGGCAGAAAAGGAAAUGUUCGGUUCACAACUGUUACCUGACCAUCGCACACGCUACUCCUAACAAACCUCCCACCAGACUGAAUCUUCUCACCUGUCAGGUUAAACCCAGCGUGGAGGACAAGAAGUGCUUCGACCUCAUCUCUCAUAAUCGGACGUAUCACUUCCUGGCUGAGGAUGAACCUGAAUGUGUGGCCUGGAUCUCGGUGCUCAGUAACAGCAAGCAGGAAGCUCUGAGCGUUGCUCUGGAUGGCGGUCGGAGAGGAGGUGGAGGCGGCGAGAGCAGCGUGGAGGAUCUGACCCGAGCCAUCACCGAUGACAUACGACGCAUGCCAGGAAACAGCAGCUGCUGUGACUGUGGAGCUCCAGAUCCUGGAUGGCUCUCCACCAACCUGGGCAUCCUCACCUGUAUCGAGUGUUCAGGGAUCCACAGGGAGAUGGGCGUCCACGUGUCCAGGAUCCAGUCUCUGAGCCUGGACAGUCUGGGAACCUCAGACCUGCUGUUGGCCAGGAAUGUUGGUAACUCUGGUUUUAAUGAAAUACUGGAGGCAAACCUGCUGAGUACAUCUCUGAAACCCUCCCAGCACAGCCACAUGGCGGAACGUAAAGACUUCAUCCUGUCUAAGUACCAGGACGUUCACUUUGUGAGGCGAAGCCACAGUUCAGCUGCAGCGCUGCGACUCGGCCUGCAGGAGGCAACAAAGAGCUGCGACAUUUACAGUCUGAUACAACUGUACGCUCAGAGGGCGGAGCUUAGCCAGCCGCUGCACAUCCACAUACAGGAGAAAGGUGAGACGGCGCUCCAUCUAGCCGUCCUAUUGGCUGACAGGACAUCGCUGCAUAUCCUGGACUUCCUGGCUCAGAACUGCUCUAACGUGGACACUCCAACGUCAGCAGGAAACACUGCACUGCACUACAGUUGUUUACACAACAAGAGCGACUGUGUGAAACUGCUGCUGAGAGCCAGAGCCAACACACACAUCAAGAACGAUUUGGGAGAAACUGCUCUGGAUGUGAGUCGCAGGUUGAAGCACAACCACUGUGAGGCGCUGCUCCAGCAGGCCCAGUCCAACCAGCUGGACCACCACGUCCAUGUGGAGUACGAGUGGAGGCUUCGCCAUGACGACCUGUACGACAGCGACGACGACUUCGAAGACAAGAACGGUCCAGUGAAGAAGGAGCGCUCCUCCUCCUCCUCCUCUUCCUCCUUCACUCCCUCCUUCUCCUUCUCCUCUCGGCCCUUCAGCUUCAGUCAGACCUCCUCCUCCUCCUCCUCAGUGGCUCCGUCCUCCUCAGCAGCUCCAGGUCCAGCAGCUGGAGGCCUCCUCAGCGUGGGUCGGAGGUUAGCCAUGGCCAUGGAGCUCCACAGCCGCCCGUCAGGCUCCGCCCCCAGCCCGCCACCGCCACCGCCAUCCUCCCCCGCCCCCCCGCUGCCCCCCAGGGUUAAAGCUCCCAGCGUUCCUCCUCCUCCUCCCCCGGCUGGAGGGGAGGGUUUGAGGGAGGAUGAGGAGGAGGGCGAGGUCUUUUUCAACCUGACGACCAACAGGAAGACGACUCCUCCGCCUCCCAUCGCCGCCCGCAACAAGAGAAGCUGCUCUGAGUCCAGCAGGCUGGAUUAUGGGAUGCCGACCAGCCCCAGGAUCUACAGUGGCCCCGAGUCCUCCUUCAAGAAGUGUGUUCCAUCGUCUCCUCUCAGUUCUCUGACUGAACGACCAGAUAGAGGUUUCCGGCGGGCGGAGAGCGACUGUAGCUCCUCGCACUUCCUGCACCCUUCCAGCAAAGCCCCGCCCAACGGCUCCCCAACCAAUCCGCGCUCUCAGAGCUUUGAAUUUGACAGCAGAGGCCCUGCCCCCCAGCCGCUUCCUCGCAGGUCAUUGCCUCGGGGAUCAGCCAGUCGGAGGGCUCAGGCUCUGUACGACUGUCAGGCCGACCACCACGACGAGCUGAGCUUCUCUGAAGGUCAGGUUCUGGUGGUGCUGGGGCAGGAGGACAGUGAUUGGUGGCACGGAUGCAUCGAGGACGAACCCGACCAGAGAGGUUUGUUUCCGUCCUCCUUCGUCCAGCUGCUGUCGGACUGACAGAUCUGAUCCUGGACCAGAACCUGCAGCUGCCGACGGUACGAUCCUGAUCCACCCUCCAGACACAUGCCGUGUCACGUGACCAUGUUCCGGGCGCCUUCAUGCCUUCUGUUGCCAUGGAAACGUUACCGUUGACCUUUCCGGUUCCUUUUUAUUUAUUCAUUUAAAGUCAAAAAGGGUAUUUUAUUAAGCACAUGGACAACACACACAGCAAUCCACUUGUACCUUUAAUUUAUUGAUUUUAAUUUAUUUACGGAGUCGCUGCUGCUGCUCUUCGGACUUUUCCUCUUCAUCGGUGCAGGACCAGAAACUUUAAACCCACCAGAGCACAAAGAAUUCUGAGACGCCGAAGACCAAAGCUGUAACUUUCAGGUGAACUGAAGACGUUUCAGAUCCAUGAGCUUCAGCAGACGUCUGAAUCAGGAACCAUCCGACGCUUCCAGCUGCCUUCAAAGUCCCGAGAAAAUCCCAACACCUCAGCGAGUAAAGCGGCAGGUCAGGAAUAACGAUCCUCGGUGUCUUUUUAAAUGUUUCUCACACAAUAACAAGAUAUUUUUCUCUCAACUACAAAACCAAAAGAUUCAACAAGAAACUUAAAAUAUCAGAGGUAAGGGGAAAAAGUAAACUCAAGUACAUUUUAAUCAGAUAAAAAUAGAAAGGAAAUGAGUUAAAAUAUACGGAGUGGUUUUUUUUUUUUAACUUUGAGCAAAAAUGUGACAUCUUAAGGUAAAAAAUAGCUCAGACAUCCUUAAUUUUACUCCUCUGCUGCAUCUUUUGUACUUUUACUCUCAAAAACUGCAGGAAUUGAUCAUGUAACUUUGGUUUUUACUGUGUAUUGAUCUUAAAAGCAGCAAAAAUACUUCAGUAAACCUGCACAGAGUACACAAAAUAACUACUGAUGUACAAUCCUGGUUGUAGCAACACAUCUCUUUACAAUAAAAUACCUUUUGCCAGUAAAUCUUGUUAAAGGAACAAAUAAUUCUUAUUAAAAAGUGACAUCAGCUGAUCAAGAAGCUUCUUUUUUUUCCCUACAAAGUAAAGUUUCUUGUUAAAACCCGCUCAAACUUGUAAACUGAAAAAUAUCUUGUUAUAAGAAGUCUCCGAACUUUUGCCUCCGGAGUUUGUACGACUUUUCUAGGAGGAAACAAAAAACAAAACUUCUGGAGUUCAGUUUUCAGAUAUUUUGAUUUCUUUAUUAUUAUUGCAUUCAAAGUGACAGCGGUAGGUUCAUGUUCUCUGCCAUCUGUUUGGCAUCUAUGAAUGAACCGAUGGUCAGCAGGUUGUUAAGAGAAACUCACAUCGAGACUCCGAUUCACAGAAACCGAUAAAAGGUCGAAGCCAGGAUUUUUUUAAGGAUUGUUGCUGUUUUCUUGUUUUCUUGAAGUUUUAUCUUUAUUCUGCUUCAUAAGAACAGCCGGUGUGUUGGUUCAGUCCAGUUAGAACACAGUUUAUAGAAACAAUCUGCAGAUACAGAAACACAAAUGUUGCAUUUGUUGAUUUUAAAAGGUCGAUCUUUGACGUUUGGUUGUUUUUUGGACUUUAGCUGCUGUUUAAACCUGCAGGUCUUCAAUGAAACACUCAAGUACUUCGAGUUAAAGGCACCACAAACUAAUCUGCAGAUUUAAACAGCAACAUCUGGACAAACGGCUUUAUAAACAAUUAUCAGACCACCUUUCUGUCUCUUCUUCUGUGGUUCUUGGUGGAACUAUUCUGCGUUUUCUUCUUCAGGUUGUAAAAGAUGGCGUUUUGCGGAUUCCAGACCAGUUAGAAGGUUAAAGAUCUUCUUGUUUUUGUGUAAAAAUUCAGUUUGGAUUAUCUGUUGAUGUCACAUGUGCAGCUUCUCAAAUCAAACUAAAUGAUCAGCGCUGAAUAAAGAUGCAAAUUUUCACUAGUUUCCUUAAACCGAUAGUUGGAAUCAGCAGCUUUAGUAAUCAAUAAUCGAUUGUUCAUGUCCUUGUUACAGUCACAUGAUAGAAACAUUUUUUCCAGCCUCUGCAACAUGACAUAAAGCACCUAUGUAGCACAAUUCAUUGGUUCCAGUCUUGAAAUACCACUAAGGUGGCGCGAUUUAGUGCAACUAAUCAUGAGCUGUGGUUGGAGGUCAUUAAGUGUCACAGGAGCCGUUGUCAUGGUUGCACUUUCGUAGCUGAACUUCCACAAUGCUCUCUGCUGGCCAACACGAAAAUGACAUAAGUUCGCUACCUCUGGUCUCUGUUGUGGAAGUUCAGGGACGGUGAGGCAGACAGAGACACACUGGAGACUGAGAGGACUUAGGUUAGUAAUGUUCACUGAUAUCAGGAGAAGUGACACCGACAGAACAGCAGUUCAUGCAAGCAACGCCAGCUUCAGUUCUGAGGAUUCUCUUUGAUCUUUGGGUAAAUAUUGUAGUUGGAAGAAGGUCAUAUUUAGAUUACAGACCAAUAUGGAGACAAUUCGUCUUCUUUGUCAUGUCAGAAUAGACAAAUAUAGGGGGGUCUGGACUUGCGUCACAAUUCCGUUCCUACUGCACGACGUAAUGCAAUUUUCUCCGUAAGUCGGAACUCACAUAGGUACAUAAGUACUUAUGUCACUCACCUACACUAACACAGUGGUAAAAUCAUAAUCUAGGACAUAGAAACACUUGGGAGCCAUGAUGGAGGACAAAAAGUUUUAAAAAAAGACAAAAGAAAGUGAAUGUAGCACAAUCCAAUGUGGCGUACAACCGGCGAAUAUAAACAAAGCCGUUUUCCUCGUAUAGCGGCGAGUGGUGACGUAUUCAUCCAAUCCACUCGCCAACUAGUUCCCACGCGAAAUUUGUUUUAACAUCGCAAACGCGCUACGUCGGAAUGAUGGAAGAAGACUUCCUUAAUAAAUUUAUGGAAGAUGGCGACAUAACCACAGAACGCCGUAGGUCGAGGACGUAAUUUCUAACCUCAACCAAAGCAGAAAGUCCUGGCAUAUCUGUUGCCUACAGCGUCUGCCUGUUGGAAGAUAAUUUAAAAAGUUAGGAGGAAUUUUUCCUUCGCAGUCUCUACAGUCUUAAACAAUAAGGCUAGUGGAACAACCGGGUACUAAAGCUGAUCUACAUUUACUGACAUGCAUGUUUUCUGCUUUAUCGGGUAAUAUGUUUUUAAUCAUUUAAAUCUAUGGCAAUUAUUGGAACAAUAAGUAAUCACUAAAAUCCUUAUUUUUUAAGCCUUUUACAAAGAAAGCAGCAGGUGGUCUAAUAAUUAGUACUAAAGCACCAUUUAUCAUCAAGUGUCUCAUCUUUGUGUUUUCUGUAUCUGCUGGUUGUUUCUUUAAACUGUUUGCUGCAGCUGGAUCAACACACCUGGUGAAACAUACAGCGAGUGAAAGCAAAUCUAAACCUUCGUUUUGACCCUCGCAGGUUUCCGUAUUCAUCAGAGUCUGGGUGUGAACACAAUGAUAAACUGAAUUAAAGCUACAUUAACUGAACGCACAUCUCACACGUCUGGUUUGGUCGGCGCUCGGUUCUAAAUCUAGACAUAUUUACGGUGGAAUCACAAGCAGCUGAUUUAAAUCUGCAGAGAACAAACUCCACGUUUUCCACACUGCAGGGAAUCUGAUGAGCACAACUUUGGAUUUAAAGGCACAAUAAAGUGAAGCGUGAAGAAGCAAAUGUGUUUACAACAGCUUUCAAACCCUUUCAGCCAGACGUUGAAUCAAGCUCGGGGCCGCUGCUCUGUCAUUUAGAGCCUGAACUCCGCUUUACGGGACAUCGGAGCUCCUUGUGAACAAGAUAAUUACUUUGUUUAGCUGGCAGGAGGUUUUCUUGAACAAAGCUACAAAGUGUUAAACUCAGCAGCGAAUGACGACGUUCAAAACAAGCAGCAGAUGUUUUAUAUUAAACCGAAGCUUCUGCCAGCUCAGCAGUUGGAUUUAUGAGACCAAGGCUGUGUUCAAAACCACCGAUUGCAUACUAGCGACCAAAGCAGGCAGCUUGUCAUACUACUGUGUGCCAUUGUAGUAUGCAGUACUCUUAUAUUGUGUUAUUUUGCAGUAUUUUAUGGCAGAUUUAGAUGGUUUCUGUUUUUUGUCGCAUCCAAUUUUUCUUGAAAAGUCCAGGAGAAGUUAAAAAUGUGGAUGACAAAUGAUUGGAAAUAGGAUCAGAUUCUCAGGAGUUUUGUCACAUAACUGUUAUAAAUCGUGAGUUUAAGGUAGUUCUCCUGGUAUUUCUGCCUUGAAACAUAACAUUAAUCUGGGUGCUUUUUAAUCAGAGUUGCUGACUGAUACUACCAGCAUCAGUCACAAUGAUAAGGUUACCUUUUAAAGUAAAAUUUAGUUAUACCUCUGCCUAUAAUAAAAAUCUAAAACUCAAGCCAGCCAAGAAAUCUUCUGGUGGUAAAAGUCCAUAUAGUCAUGUCACUUCAGCAAAGUUGUUAUGAAGUGUUGAGACAAAGUGAAUGAGGUAAACUGGAGACGUUUCUAGAAUCAGUUCAACAUCCAGGUAUUUUUACAAACUGCAGAUUUUGCGUUCUACAUUUUGGUUCUGCAGCUGUAGUCGGUGGUUUUGAACGCAGCCCACCUGACAGAGCAGCAGCCUCCAGAUGAUAUUUCAGCAUUUAUGAUCAUCUAUAGCUCCUCGGUGUGCUUCAAACAAACUGCUCUUUGUGUUUGAAACCCCCUUUUCCCAACAGUGCAGCAACUUCUUUCACUUUAACAACUGAGUGAAGCACUGAAACAUGAAGUUUGUUUGAAGCAGAUUGAGUCGGUUUCAGGGCGGUUUCACACCGACACGUCUGUCAGGAGACCAAACAUUCAGUCUUAUCAGCACUUUUACUGAUCCUGUACCUAAAUCAAGCAGAGGGAUGCACCAUGAAGCAAGUUCAACAUAUCCGGGUUCUUUGGAUAAUGAAAACCUAAAACCCCAGAUAAAGAACUGGUGAAAGACAGAUUAUUUAAAUUUAAAACUCUGAACAGAAUCUCAGUUACCAUGGUGAUCUAGCUGGUUAAUUAAAGGCACCUUUAUGACACUGAAAACUUAGACUUAAGGCUCAAAAUAGCUGCUAACACGUUAAUCUUGCUUUGUAUUGCAGCCCUCAGGAAACCUCAGCUAAGCAUCUUCAGACAAAUAUGUUGGAAUCCAACUGGAAAACUGCACAUUUGUGGCAUUUUCAUAAAGAAAAUGGUCGAGUUAAGAAACCUACAAGCAGAACAGUGAGGUUAAAGAGCUAACACAAGACUUUACUAAGUGUACACUUUAAAAACUGCAAUUCUGAGGAUGUUGUUCAUGUGGAUGAAUAAAUAUCUCACAUCCACUAGGGGGCAGAUCAGGGAUGAAUUACAAUGUUAAAUUCCACAAUUGAAAGUAAAAUUUACACAUAUUUUCCUUUUAAAAUUUGCACAAUGUAAACAUCAGGGUUCAUUGUGGUAACGAGAACUACAAGAAAAAUGUUAAUUGCCGUCCUUGCUAACUUUUAAAAGCGAAGAAAUGUCUUGAAUUAACAAAUUAACUAGUUGAAUGUUAAUUAUGCCCACGUCGAUUAUAUUAAACAUCCAUGUGCAGCACAAAAUUCAUGAAAGUUCUUUUUAUGUUCUUUCUCAAACGUUACUGCACUGUUUUAUGGUUUGUAGAGUCUAAUGGUUUUGAGUUUAAGGCUACGAGGUGUGAUCAGAAAGCGCUGAUUCGUUGUUAGCAGUAGCUUUCACGAGGCAGGAUGUGUUUUUGUGACCACUUCCAGGUUUACGAUUUCACCAUGGGCUUACAGAAGCAGCAUCAUGUCAAAGUUUGUGACAUCAACAGCACGAAAUGAUCCAAUCUUCUUGUGGAGAAUCAUCACCGGUAUCCAGAGGAGGGUCAACAGCUCCCAUCCAGAGAACAAACAGCAGUCUAACAGUAGGAGAGCUGUAGUUUCUGCUCGCUGUUGUUUUCAAAAUGCUGGUACACCAUGAACUUGUUUUUCACAGUCGGACUGUCAACUGAUGGUUCUACUGUAACGUCCUGAGGAGUCUGACGAAGAACAUUUAAAGGACUUGAACUGUGGAACAAAAGCAUCUAACACAACACUCACCACAAUCGUUGCUCUCCAUCUGCUCGACUUACCAGAUUUGUCUCCCUGUGACUUUAGUCAUCUACCCCCCAAAAAACUUGAAGUUUAAGAGUUGCUGUUUUGACAGAGUUCAAGAGAUUCAGCUCAUCACUGAUUCCAGGGAGCAUUACAAGUGUUGCAGGAGCACUAGCAACAGAGCAUCACUGCACAAGGACACUACUUUCAUGUGGAUGGCGGCCAAAUAGAAAUCAGGUAUGGUGUUUACUUCUUACAGGCACAGUCUUGAAACUUUUUGAUCACACCUUUUAUGCAUAAAUACACAGAUAAAAGCAAAUAUGCAGGGUGUGAUCAUGAGAUCGUGCCUAUAAAAAGCAAAAACUGUACCUAGUUUGAAUUUAACUUCCAUCCCUGUUGGAGUAAGUGUCCUGGUACAGUGAAACUCUGCUCCCAGUGCUCCUGCAACCCUCCCUGAAUAUCCUGUUUGGUAAGUGCAUCAAGCACCACCUGUGAUGAACUGAAUCUCAUAAACUGUGUCAAAAUGGUGGGAUUUAAACCAGAAUUUCCUUUGGGGGAAGAAGUCGUCGUCACUGGGAGACAAAUCUGGUGAGUAAGACGGGAGGAAAGCGACGAUUGUGCUGUUGUGGCCAAAAAAACCUGCUGGUUUUCACCAAGCUGAGAGACUUUGGAGUACCAACAUGUCAAGUGUUUAGCUCCAAAUGUUUUCCGUCAGACAUCUCAGGACUUUACAGUUGAACUCUGCGUUGACAGUCCAACUCUGAGGGACGAAUUCAUGGUAACAACUCCAUGAAUGUUGAAGAAAACUGUUAGACUGCUGUUUGUUCUCUUGGUGGUAGCUGCAGACCUCCUGUGGUCACCAGGUCGGAUCGUCCAGCUGCUGUUUGCCCUGUGAAAGGUUGGGAAUUACUCAUGUCCAGCUGGCAGUGUCACAAACACGAGUAACACAAGUCCUGAUGUUGAUAUAACUGAUGCUGACUACUCAUAUGUUGCACAUACAGCCAACAACAGCUGAUUGUUCAUCAUAUUAGCGCUCAAGAUCAACAGUAGAUUUCAGGUUUUUGACUCAAACAAACUUGGUAUGAAAGCGCCCUGAAACUCCUCUCAGAGUAAACGAAGCUACUAACAUUCAGAUGACCGUGAUUGACAAUCAGCAACAGUUUUUGAACAUUCACAGUACAGGCGUGUCACCUCCCAGCUCCCACCUGCUGGACUCUUCAGUCUCUCUCCGUUGAAAUGGUUAUUUUUGGUUGGACUGUGAGUAAAAUUGCACUACAUCUUCCACUCAUCCGUUCAUGGCACACACCGGUGAUGUUACUGAUUGUAUGAUAAGUUUUGUUAAAUAAAUCUUGAGUUGAAGUCGUA
Molecule: messenger RNA, 11004 nt
Organism: Amphiprion ocellaris (clown anemonefish)
Lineage: Eukaryota; Metazoa; Chordata; Actinopteri; Pomacentridae
Product: un-named sa1614
Exons: 28
Coding region: 605-3634 (1009 amino acids)
Biological process (GO): positive regulation of GTPase activity
Cellular component (GO): cytoplasm
Molecular function (GO): GTPase activator activity; protein binding
Source: RefSeq, a predicted model, not a curated record